GGGGUUUUGCGCGUCUGUCACAGGCUGUGGUGUCGCAUCCACUAUUUUGAUCAUCCAAAAUAGCCUUGCAUGGAUACAUCAUGGCUACGUUUAUAUGCAGGGCACAGUUCUUAGAUGAUACUGAUCCAUUUAACAGCACCAAUUUCCCUGAGCCCACCAGACCACCUCUCUACACGUUCAGGGAAGAUAUUCCUCUGAUAAAUCAGAUUGCUGGAGUCCACCGGCUGCUAAAAGCCCCACAGAAGCCCGAUGACUGUGCCCUUCAGCUGUCCCAUAAUGGAAGCUACCUGGACUUGGAGUCUACCCUGGCAGAGCAGAGAGAUGAGCUGGAGGGAUUUCAGGAGGAAGGAGGGAGAGGCAAGAAACACAGCAUUAUUCUUCGAACACAGCUAUCAGUCAGAGUUCACGCCUGCAUUGAAAAACUCUACAACUCGACUGGAAGGGAGCUACGACGAGCCCUCUUUUCCCUCAAGCAGAUUUUUCAGGAUGACAAGGACCUGGUGCACGAGUUUGUGGUGGCAGAAGGACUGACAUGCUUGAUCAAAGUGGGAGCUGAAGCCGACCAGAACUACCAGAACUACAUCCUCAGGGCUCUUGGUCAGAUUAUGCUGUAUGUGGAUGGGAUGAACGGCCUCAUAUCUCACAAUGAAACGGUCCAGUGGCUUUACACCCUGGUCGGAUCCAAGUUCCGUCUGGUGGUGAAGACGGCGCUAAAGCUGCUGCUGGUGUUUGUGGAGUACACAGAGUCUAAUGCCACCCUGUUGAUAAAGGCUGUGAAUGUCGUGGAUGCCAAAGGAGGCACAAAACUGUGGUCAAACGUCAUGGAGAUCCUUGAUGAGAAGGAUGGAGUGGAUACAGAGCUGCUGGUGUAUGCAAUGACACUCGUCAAUAAGACUCUGGCAGGUCUCCCAGACCAGGACUCCUACUAUGACAUGGUGGACUGUCUGGAGGAACAGGGCAUUGAAACCAUGGCCCAGAGACACCUGAGCAGGAAGGGCACGGAUCUCGACCUCGUAGAACAGUUCAACAUCUACGAGAUGACUCUUCGUCAUGAGGAUGGUGACGAUGAAACCCAGUUGCCUCCCAGCGGCCGAAAGGACCGUCGACGGGCCAGUGUUGGCGCUAACAACGAAAGGCGGGGCCUGGAGAGAAGACGCAGCCGGAGACAUUCGCUCCAGAAUACCAGAGGCCAUGCUUCUGCCCCAGCAUCACCCAGCAGCCCACACACUCAUGCAAGAAGCUUCCUGCCCUUCGGUGGCCAGGGUGUUGAAGACAUCAGUGAAAGUCCAAUGGAAACAAACAACUCUCCUGCAUCUUUCACAGCUAGAAAGCCUUGCUGGGCUGAAAGAAUCACUGCCAAUGGCACUCCAUACCCUGGCAGGCACCAGGCUCCUGCAUCACCCAUCCAUCGCUUCUCUGGUUCAGCGGCCUCCACGCCAGAAUCCAAAGCUGACAGACCCGCUUUGGGGGGCUUACUAACGUCAUCGUACAGACAGCAUCAAGAAACGCUGGCCGCAGAGAGAGAGCGGAGACGCAUGGAAAGAGAAGAGCGUCUGCAGAGAAUCGAAAGAGAGGAGAGGAAUCGCUUCAAUCGAGAUUAUGUAGACAAGAGGGAAGAAGCAAGACAAGCCAGAGAGGAAAGGUACAAGGCUGUGGAGAGGCUCGCUGCAGAGGAGUUUGAGCGGGAGCGCCCCAGAGUGCCAACGAGAGGACGGACUGAGAUCACUUUGUGUUUGAGUUCCAACCCUGCCAGCCGCUCAGCGCCUCGCUGUGCCACACCCUCAUCCAUCAUCUCACCGGAAGACACCGUCACCACUGCACACCAGACAUCGGGAACAGAACACAUCUCAGAGCCAAACCUUGACCCACAGACCAGAACCAAAAGUCCAGCGCCAGAGUUAGCAGUAUCAGAACCUUCCCCCACACCUCCCCCCGAGCCAGAAAAGCAACAGACUGAGACAGAGUCGCCUGCGGAGACAGAGGAUGUUGCUGAGUCUGACCAGAAUGUAGUGGCAGAGCCGGCGUCAGAUGAACAGUCAGGCAUGGAGCAGGAAGAGAGGCAAGAGCAGGAGAAACUUGAGGAGCAGAAACAGUGCAUGGAUGAGGCAGCGGUAGAAGAGCAGGUAGAGGAAGCAGAGGUAGCUGAUGUAGCAGAGGUGGGACAGCCAGAUGUGGAGCUAGAGGAGGAGUGUGAGAAGGAGCAGCCGACGGAAAGGGAUGUAGAAGAUAGUGUACUGCUGAGUGAGAAGGAGAGACAGAAUGAGGAAGUGAAUGAAAAAGACAACUGCUCUGCAUCCAGCAUCUCCUCUACGAGUAGCACUCUGGAGAGGGAGGAGCGGGAGGAGAAGCUCACCACCGACACUGAAGCAGCUCAAUGGACUCAGUGCAUUAAAGACGCAGAUGUGAACGACCAGUGCAGCAAAAUUCUCAACAGCAAGCGCUUCAUGCUGGACAUGCUCUAUUCUCAGACGACAACCAGCAAGGAUGAGGGGAAUGCAGGAGAAACAGACAAAGAAAAAUGUAAAUGUGAGAAGGAGACGGAGGUCAGUGACUCCUCUGUGGCUAGUUUGGCCAGCAGGAUCUCCACACUGGAGGCUAAUAGACAGGCCAGAGAAGAAAAUGUGAAAAAAAUGGAGGUGGGUCACCUGGACAACCAGGGCAGUGUCCGAGCAGUGGCAGAGAGGUUUGGAGAUUUGGUCAAAGGUUUAACAUCUCCUCUUGAAUUGGAGGCCUCAAAAGAGCAACAGCAGCAGCAGCAGACUGACAAAUCAUCAACCGCUGCAUCGUCAGCUUUACCUCCUAAGAAAGAGUCGGAUUAUAUCUGGGAUCAGCUAAUGGCUGCUCCCAGGGAGCUGCGCAUCAAAGAAAUGGACUUCACAGACCUGAGGGACGAGGAUGACUUGGACAUUUUAGAUAUGGACAGUGUGAUGGGGUCAGGUGACCUGAUACCACCGCCUCCUCCUCCACCGUGCAAUGCUGCCCUGCCACCACCCCCACCAUUGUUUGGGUGCCCCCCACCUCCUCCCCUGCUUGGCAAAAUGAUGCCGCCACCCCCACCAUUCAUGGCCCCUUUCCCUCCACCCUCCCCUCAGCUCAGUCGAGGGGAGGUGCCUCUAUUCCAGAAGAAGAAGAAGACCAUCCGUCUCUUCUGGAACGAGGUGCGUCCUGUGGACUGGCAGUGUAAGAGCCAUAAAUUCUGUAAGGAGUCCCUCUGGUCCAAACUGGAGCCAGUUAAACUGGACACAUCCAAGCUGGAGCAGCUGUUUGAGUCCAAAUCCAAGGAGCUGCCUGUCACGAAGAAAGCAGCUGUUGAUGGCAAGCGACAAGAAAUCAUAGUCCUGGAUUCAAAACGAAGCAACGCUAUAAACAUUGGCUUGACUGUCUUACCUCCUCCGCGCACAAUCAAGACUGCUAUCCUCAACUUCGAUGAGUACGCACUAAACAAAGAGGGCAUUGAGAAAAUCCUGACAAUGAUCCCCACAGAGGAGGAGAAGCAGAGGAUCCAGGAGGCUCAGCUGGUCAAUCCUGAUAUUCCCCUGGGCAGCGCUGAACAGUUCCUUCUCACCCUCUCCUCCAUCACCGAGCUGUCUGCUCGCCUGCAGCUGUGGGCAUUCAAGAUGGACUAUGAGCUUAUUGAGAAGGAGGUGGCAGAGCCUCUGCAGGACCUGAAGGAAGGGAUGGAUCAGCUAGAGAAAAACAGGACACUCCGCUACAUCUUGACCACACUGCUGGCCAUUGGAAAUUUCCUCAAUGGCACCAAUGCUAAAGGCUUUGAGCUGAGCUACUUGGAGAAAGUCCCAGAGGUGAAGGACACGGUUCAUAAGCAGUCUCUGCUGCACCACGCCUGCUCCAUCGUGGUUGAGAAGUUUCCAGACAGCACUGACCUCUAUUCUGAGAUAGGAGCUGUCACCCGCUUGACAAAGGUGGACUUUGACCAGCUUCAAGACAAUCUGGCCCAGAUGGAGCGAAAGUGCAAAGCAUCAUGGGAUCACCUCAAGGUCAUUGCGAAACAUGAGAUGAAACCAGCGUUGAAACAGAAAAUGUCCGACUUCCUCAAAGACUGUGCAGAGAGAAUUAUUAUUCUGAAGAUUGUACAUCGAAGAAUUAUCAACAGGUUUCAUGCCUUUCUGCUGUUCCUGGGCCAUCCGAUAUAUGCAGUACGUGAGGUCAGCAUUCAUCGCUUUAGCAAGAUCCUGAGUGAAUUUGCCCUGGAGUAUCGCACCACGAGAGAGCGUGUGCUGCAACAGAAACAGAAGAGGGCCAACCACCGAGAGAGGAACAAGACCAGGGGAAAAAUGAUAACAGAUAGUGAGGAUGACGAUGAUAGUGAGAGUGGUAAAUUUGGCAGCGCCCCAUCAGAUGCACAGGAGAGCCAGCCUCAGGGUAUCCAGUAUGCUGAAGAUGCAGCUGAACAUGAGAACAUGAAGGCCGUGCUGAAGAGCAGCCUGCACGGCGGGGAGAGUGGGACGUCCACGGUGCCGGGCCUCCGUACACGCACCAGAGCUGGCAGCACCAGAGGGCGUAUUCCCCCAUGGUGCUCUGGCAGUGACGACCCAGUGAACUGCACAGACGACACAGCUGAUGAGAUCAUGGAGAGGAUUGUCAGGUCAGCCACUCAGGGGCCCAGCCAGCGGACUCAACCUCGAGAGAGGAGACGAUCUCGAGCCAACCGAAAAUCAUUGAGAAGGACACUGAAGAAUGGUUUGACAACAGAGGAGGCCAACGCUCUCGGUUUGUCCAGUGGUUCAGAGAUGCAGGUAUGAGCUGGGCCUGGAUCCCACCGGACAUUAAGACGUCUGGAAGCCCUUUCACUGCCCCCUCCAACCCACUGCACUCCAACUUGGCACUAAAAUCCCCCGCUAGCUUUGAUGAGUUGAUCUCAUUUUUAUGCGUUUGGUUUACAUAGGCUUGACGCAAGUGCUUCCUGAAGAAAGUGGAUAAAAAGCUGAACACGAUUUUAUUCAUGAACUGCAGGGCCAGAGAGAGCAGAAACAGAGCGCUGCAUUCAAACCACUAAGCUUUGCUGUUGCUGGAUAAACAUCGAUGAUCUGCAUUCACAAGGCUUAAUCACCAUCAUCCUUCGAACCUGACAUUGCUCACAAAUACCUGCGCAAAAGCGUAUUUUUUAAGGCCAAAGGUAUCGAAAGAGUUGGCAGUGCAUAUGCUUCAAUCUCAGUGGCCUUGACUGAAUCAAGAGGGCAAGACGUGUGGUACAGACACUAAACUCCACUAACUGUGUUUGCUUUGGUUUAGUGUCAGCCCUGCAGCUUUAGUGACAAAUUGAAGUGAAAGACAUUUCAUCUAUUGUAUAGAUGGUUUUGUGCAGAGGGUUAUUCUGUUAUAUACUACUGUGGUAGUUUUGUGUUUCUAUUCAUUUUGCUCAAGAAGGUGCUCAAAUAAGGAACAAUUGCACUGGAUGUAAAAGUUGGGUAUCAAUGGAAUGUGAAAUCCUUGACACUGAUGAACCACUCUGACAUCUGAAUCUGAAAAUAUACUCAACAGUUUUACCAGCAAUUUAACAGUAGCACAGUUUUUAAUGUUUAAUCCAAGUCGACAGGUUCAAAGCAAGUGUGCAUUAGUUUACUGGGUACGAACAAAUUUAUCAGAGACAGUGCAACUAUUUUUAAAGACCACGAGGAGAAAGAGAAUGUUAAUGUGGUUAAGACUGGUAAUACCACUAGUUUCAGACUAAUGCUCAUCACGCAAACAUUUUUAGCUUAAGUAAACUUAGACAAGUUGUAUCAUGUGACCUAUUCUCACCAAUGGACUGAACAGUUGGGGACAGCUUGAGGAAGGCGGGCACAAUGUUACAGGUGUGCGAUCUUCGUAAGAGUUAUGUAGUUUUAUUUUGUAGAAACUAUGAGCUGCACAUUUCAGAGUGCCUUUCAGAGACAGUUAUUUAUUAUGACGUUUUCAGGGACAUAUAAAAUCAAGAAAAUGUUACUACAAAUGUGCGGUCUGUAAGGGGCGAGAGGAUCAUAUUGCAAUCAUUUGUGAGCUGUGAUUUAUUUUCACCCAGUGUUUUUAAACUUGUUUUGGCUAAGCUUUCAGUUUUAUUUUUUUCCCACGUUAUAUCUUGGAUCAAAUAGUUUGUUAUGAAGCUUUAAAAUAUUAAUAACAAUUUAGGGAUUGGUUAUGCACAUUAGCUGUAUCCUGUUGCCUUACUGUAGAAUACGGGCUUGCGUUGUUCCACUUUAGUCGAGAUCUAAGUAAAAUAUAACAAUUAAAAGUAGAUCAGACCAAAUUAACGUGUAGUUCAACUGGCAUCACUGGAGAUCUCGGUUUGUCAUUUUCAAGACACAUAAAGUAUUCCUUCAUUAUUUAACUAUGAAUGUGAACAUCAGGGGUUACAUGAUAAUUAGUAAUAUGGACGCACAUAAAAUAUCCAUAAUUUAUCUACUUUAAAACAUGUAAAUCUGUAAUGAACUGAAUAAGAAGGAGCCCGCAGUUUAACCUUUUUGAUUAUGUGGGUAUGCUUUUGAACUAUUGAUGAGCUCACUGUGCUUUUGAUUAAUUUAGAAUGGCCUUGGCUACACUAUAACAGCAUAAUUUAAAACUAUCCAAUCGCAAAUUUUCACUGUGAUGGAAACAUAGCCAUUGAGAGAAACAAGAUUCUAGAGCAACAUCAUGCUAAAGCUACGUGAAACCACACCAGCAGUACGUUUUUGUUUUGUUUGUUUUAUUUAGAAUUUACUGAAAACUAUUCAGCACCUUAGACUCAAUGUGUAGCAUGCAACUUAGAACUGAAGUUACGAGGGAAGAGCUCAUCGUUUCCCGGAUUGUACUGACUUUUGUCAAAAACAAGACACAAUAGAUGUGUAAAGUAAUAUAGGGGGAAUGCUGUAAAAUGAUGUACAUGUCAUGAAAAUGUCUUUUAUGUUCUUCUGUUUUUUUUUUUUUUUUGCUCUAUGUGUAGAAUAGUGUAUUAUAGACUAAAAAAGCAGUAUUAUUCUAAAUAUAAUUUAAACAAACCAAGCCAUGCAUGGUUUAAAAAGGUGUCACUUCUGCUUGAUACAAAGGGAGGUUCACUUUGGUUCUCAGAGCUGUAGGGUUUUUGUGCGUGUUAUUAAAACUUUUUACUUCACAGACUGAUCAUAUUUACCAGCUACUCCUGUGGAAUCCCUUAGAAGCCUUUUGAUUUCAUUGCACUCAACAUUUUCCUCUUUUCUUUUAACAUUAGCCCACCACACACAUUGCUGCCUGUGCCAUAACAUCACUGUGGAACUUGGACACAAGCGCUAUACAACCAAGGCUUCUAUUGCGUCUAUGUGCCCACAGCAAAAACUAUGUAACAACUACAAUAAAAAGGCUCAUUAAAACAUU
Molecule: messenger RNA, 7323 nt
Organism: Seriola aureovittata
Lineage: Eukaryota; Metazoa; Chordata; Actinopteri; Carangiformes; Carangidae
Gene: fhod3b
Product: formin homology 2 domain containing 3b
Exons: 27
Coding region: 81-4763 (1560 amino acids)
Biological process (GO): cortical actin cytoskeleton organization; cardiac myofibril assembly; sarcomere organization
Cellular component (GO): cytoskeleton; cytoplasm
Molecular function (GO): actin filament binding
Source: RefSeq, a predicted model, not a curated record